UGCAUCUCAGCCAAACUCAGUGGGGCCAAGCUCGCUGUGUGUGCAGCCGCAGUCGCCAUGCGUGUUUUAGCAUUGCUCGCAGUCGCCCUGCGCACCACCUCGCUGCGAGUGAGCAGGCGUCGCUUAGCGGUCGCCGCGCCAGCACCCCUUGCAGCCCUGGCAACCCCUGCAGUGGCCAGCGACGCGCGCACGUAUGCCCGCCAAGGCAUGACGGCGUUCGAGAAGGGCGACGUCGAAGAGUCCAUCAAGCUUUUUGACGCUGCGGAAGAGGCGGACCCGCGGUACGCGACGCGGCUGUGGCAGCGCGGAUUGAGUUAUUACUACGCUGACAGAUUCAAAGAUGCGAGGAAGCAAUUCCUGAUGGACGUCGCCGAGAACCCGAACGACACGGAGGAGGCCGUCUGGCACUUGUUGGCGAUGGCGCGCACCGAAGGCCUGGCGAAGGCGCGGCCGCAGAUGAUCAAGAUGGGCCGGGACCCGCGGAGAGUAAUGCGCACCGUUGAAGAGGCCUUUAGAAAUGGCGACGCGGAGUCGAUCGGUGCUCUCGAACAAAUCGCGACCGACGGCGGCGCGGGCGACCGGUUCUACGCUUCGCUAUAUCGAGGGCUACUGGCGGAGGCCGCCGGGCAGCCCAAGGUGUCGGCGGACUGGAUCUCGAGGGCGGUCGACAACCGCGAGUACGCCUCGAGUGGCGACUACAUGUACGCGCUCGCGAAGGUGCACCAAUCUAGGAGAAAGAAGUAA
Pelagomonas calceolata is the source of this 744-nucleotide messenger RNA. Lineage: Eukaryota; Pelagophyceae; Pelagomonadales; Pelagomonadaceae. The record is from the annotation of a GenBank genome assembly.